This is a messenger RNA of Peniophora sp. CBMAI 1063, 585 nucleotides long. Lineage: Eukaryota; Fungi; Basidiomycota; Agaricomycetes; Russulales; Peniophoraceae. The record is from the annotation of a GenBank genome assembly.
AUGUUGACCUCGGCGCACAUCCACUCGCUCACGCUCCCCGAUGCGCUCUUCUCAUCCCCCGUCUACUCUAUCGUGUGUCCGGUCGUGCUCGGGGCGGCGAUUGGCUACGCGACAAGGCCAGACAAGACCAAGGCGAUCUACCGCGCUCUCAAGCAGCCGCCCUUGAAUCCUCCCGCGUGGCUCUUUGGGCCUGUAUGGACGACGUUAUACGCGGGUAUGGGAUACGCGUCGCACCGCGCUUGGGUCGCCGGCAUCAACUCGUUGGAUCCCGAGGUCGUGCACGCUACGAAGGUCGGCGCGGGCUUGUACCUGGGACAACUGGUUUUGAACUACGCUUGGAUGCCCCUCUUCUUCACAUUCUACCGCCCGGUCGAAGCGACAGCCGACAUCGUAGCGCUUAUCGGAGCCGUGGCGACACUGGCGCACACAUGGCACCAAGUCGACGAGACUGCAGCAUGGAUUCUUGCGCCAUACCUCGCAUGGCUGGCCUUCGCUACAUAUCUUUCGGCUGGCGCUGGAUACCUCAACAACUGGGAUUUCUCCCGAUUCAAGGGUGCUGCAGACAGGGAUAUCAAACGUGACUGA